GUUUCCCCAUCUGAGCUCAGAGUAGAUGAGAGAUGUAAUGUUUGUCUCUGUUGUAUUGAAGUCCAAUCAAGAGGAAGAGACCAGCCUCCCCUGUACCCAGCUGUGUGUCUAUGAAGAGUGACAGGUCUAUGGAGCAACCUCUAAACUUUAGAGAGGGAGACUUUUCUACUGAACAAAGACCAAUCAAGCAGGAGAGACCAGCCUCCCCUGUACCCAGCUGUGUGUCCAUGAAGAGUGACAAGUCUAUGAUUCUACCUAUAAACUUUAGAGAGGGAGACUUUUCUACUGAACAAAGUGGUGCUGAUAUGCACGUAAUGAAGAAAAUGAACCAGAAGAAGCUUGCUGACACACUGGAGAAAAAUUCAGAUGAGCUUGCUGUGAUUUGCCAACGUGAACUCAAAUCUAAUCUAAAGAAGAAGUUUCAAUGUGUAUUUGAGGGGAUCGCUAAACAAGGAAACCCAACACUUCUCAAUAAGAUCUACACAGAGCUCUACAUCACAGAGGGUGGAACAGGAGAGGUCAAUAAUGAACAUGAGCUGAGACAGAUUGAGACAACAACCAGGAAACAAGCAAGACCAGAGACUGCAAUCAAAUGUAACGACAUCUUCAAACCCUUAACUGGACAAGACAAACCUAUCAGAACUGUGCUGACAAAGGGAGUCGCUGGCAUUGGAAAAACAGUCUCUGUGCAGAAGUUCAUUCUGGACUGGGCUGAAGGAAAAGCAAAUCAGGAUGUCCAAUUUGUAUUUUCAUUCCCUUUUCGGGAGCUGAAUUUGAUGAAAGAGGACAAACACACUUUGAUUGAGCUUCUCAAUCACUUCUCAAUGGAAACCAAACAAUCAAGAAUCUCCAACUACAACAAGUACAAAGUUCUGUUCAUCUUUGAUGGUCUGGAUGAGUGCCGACUGCCCCUAGACUUCCAGAAGAACAAGAUCUGUUGGGACGUCACAGAGUCAACCUCAGUGGAUGUUCUGCUGACAAAUCUCAUCAAGGGAAAUCUGCUUCCCUCUGCUCUCCUUUGGAUAACUACCCGACCUGCAGCAGCCAAUAAGAUCCCUUCAGGGUGUGUUGACCAGGUGACAGAGGUACGAGGGUUCAAUGACCCACAGAAGGAGGAGUACUUCAGGAAGAGAUUCAGUGAUGAGGACCUGGCCAGCAGAAUCAUCUCACACAUAAAGACAUCAAGGAGCCUCCACAUCAUGUGCCACAUUCCAGUCUUCUGUUGGAUUUCUGCAACAGUCCUUGAACACAUGUUGAAACAUAAGAGAGAAGAGAUGCCCAAGACUCUGACUGAGAUGUACACACACCUUGUGGUGUUUCAUACCAAACAGAAGAAUGAAAAGUAUCUUGGGAAAGAAGAGACAGGUCCACACUGGAAUAAAGAGAGCAUUCUGUCACUGGGAAAACUGGCUUUUCAACAGCUUGUGAAGGGCAAUCUGAUUUUCUAUGAAGAAGACCUGAAGGAGGCUGGCAUUGAUGUCAAUGAAGCCUCAGUGUACUCAGGAUUGUGCACACAGCUCUUUAAAGAGGAAUGUGGGCUGUACCAGGACAAGGUGUACUGCUUUGUGCAUCUGAGCAUUCAGGAGUUUCUGGCUGCUGUAUAUGUGUUCCUCUCAUUCAUCAACAAUAAUGAGAAUCUAUUGGACAAACUGCAAACAAAGUCCAGUAUCUUUUCUUUGCUGUUUAGAGACAAGUCUGCAGUUACUUUCUACAAGAGUGCUGUGGAUAAAGCCUUACAAAGUGAGACAGGAAACCUGGACCUUUUCCUCCGCUUCCUUCUGGGCCUCUCACUGGAGUCCAAUCAGAAGCACUUACGAGGCCUACUGACAAAGACAAGAAGCAGCUCACAGAGCCAUGAAGAAACAGUGAAGUACAUCAAGGAGAAGAUCGGGGAGAAUCUCUCUCCAGAGAGGAGCAUCAAUCUGUUCCACUGUCUGAAUGAACUGAAUGACCAUUCUCUAGUGGAGGAGAUCCAAAGCUACCUGAGAUCAGGAAGUCUCUCAGAAGACAAACUGUCACCUGCACAGUGGUCAGCUCUGGUCUUUGUGUUGCUGACUUCAGAAAAGGAGCUGGAUGUGUUUGACCUGAAGAAAUACUCCAGAUCAGAGGAAGGUCUUCUGAGGCUGCUUCCAGUGGUCAAAGCCUCCAGAGCUGCUCUGCUGUCAGGCUGUGGAGUCACAGAGGAAGGCUGUGCUUUUCUGGUCUCAGCUCUGACGUCAAACCCCUCACACCUGAGAGAGCUGGACCUGAGUAACAAUGACCUGAAGGAUUCAGGAGUGAAGCUGCUCUCUGCUGGACUGGGGAAUCCCCACUGUAAACUGGAGACUCUGAGGCUGUCAGACUGUCUAGUCACAGAGGAAGGCUGUGCUUCUCUGGUCUCAGCUCUGACGUCAAACCCCUCACACCUGAGAGAGCUGGAUCUGAGUAACAAUGACCUGAAGGAUUCAGGAGUGAAGCUGCUCUCUGCUGUACUGGGGAAUCCCCACUGUAAACUGGAGACUCUGAGGCUGUCAGGCUGUCUAGUCACAGAGGAAGGCUGUGCUUCUCUGGUCUCAGCUCUGAGGUCAAACCCCUCACACCUCAGAGAGCUGGACCUGAGCUACAAUCACCCAGGAGACUCAGGAGUCAGACUGCUCUCUACUGGACUGGAGGAUCCACACUGCAGACUGGAGAAACUCAAUGUGGAACAUGGUGGAGAGAACAGAAUGAAACCUGGGCUUAGAAAAUAUGUCUGUGAUCUCACACUGGACCUAAACACAGUAAACAGACACCUCUCUCUGUCUGAGGAGAACAGAAAGGUGACAUGUAGGAGAGAGAAGCAGCCGUAUCCUGAUCACCCAGAGAGAUUUGAGGGCUGGGGACAGGUGCUGUGUAGAGAGGGUCUGACUGGGCGCUGUUACUGGGAAGUAGAGUGGAGUGGAAGAGGGGCUGAUAUAGGAGUGACAUAUAAAGGAAUCAGCAGGAGAGGAAUGGUUAAUGACUGUUGUCUUGGAUACAAUGACAAGUCCUGGAGUCUGAUCUGCUCUGACAACAGUUACAUUGCCUGGCACAAUAAUAAUGACACUAACAUAGACGUCCCCUCCUCCAGCUCCCACAGAGUAGGAGUGUAUCUGGACUGGCCAGCCGGCACUCUGUCCUUCUAUAGAGCCUCCUCUGACACACUGACCCACCUGAUCACAUUCACCUCCACAUUCACUGAGCCCCUCUAUCCAGGGUUUGGGGUUGAUGUUGACUCCUCAGUGUCCCUGAAAUAAUAACCUGACACACACACACACAAACACACACACACACUGGACGCACAAACACACACACACACACUGGACAGACACACACACACUGGACAGACACACACACACUGGACAGACACACACACACUGGACAGACACACACACACACUGGACAGACACACACACACACUGGACAGACACACACACACACUGGACACACACACACACACUGGACACACACACACACACACACACACACACACACUGGACACACACACACACACACACACACACUGGACACACACACACACUGGACACAUACACACACACACACAAACACUGGACACAUACACACACACACACACACACUGGACACACACACACAGACACACUGGACACACUCACACACACACGGGACAGAUACACACACACACACACACACUGGACACACACACACAGAGACUGGACACACACACACACACUGGACACACACACUGGACACACACACACACACUCACACACACACUCACACUGGACACACACACACACUCACACUGGACACACACACACACUGGACACACACACACACACACUGGACACACACACACACACACACACUGGACACACACACACACACACUGGACACACACACACUGGACACACACACUCACACUGGACACACACUCACACACUGGACACACACACACACACACUGGACACACACACACAGACACACUGGACACACACACACACACACACUGGACAGACACACACUGGACACACACUGGACACACACUGGACACACACACACACACUGGACAUACACACACUGGACAGACACACACACACUGGACACACACACACACACACACACACUGUACACACACACACACACACACACUUGACAAACACACACCCACACACACAUUCGACAAACACACACACACACACACAGACACUGGACACAUAGGACACACACACACACACUGUACACACACACUCACACUGGACACACUGGACACACUGGACACACACACACACAUGACACACACACACACACACACAGUGGACACACGGGACACAUACACACAUGCGUGUCUUCCUAUAAUUGUGACAAUAACACUGUUAAAAUACCAAUGUGAUAAUUUGUUGUGUGUCUUUUAUGUUGAAUAACAACUAUGGACAUACGCUCCAUAGUUGUACAAGUAUACAAGGAUAUAUUGUACUUUUCAUAAUAAAACAUAGUUGAAACAAGAAAAGCCUGUUAAUUGUGAAAACAGUUUGGUUAUUGAUGUUACGUUGCCUCUGUCAGGUUGACGUUAACCUGCGACUGGUUGAAACAUGAAACUAAUAUGAAAUGAAAUACAAAACAAUUAAAUAUGUGGAAUUGAAUUAAACAAAUUGUACAACA
Molecule: messenger RNA, 4638 nt
Organism: Salvelinus fontinalis (brook trout)
Lineage: Eukaryota; Metazoa; Chordata; Actinopteri; Salmoniformes; Salmonidae
Product: NLR family CARD domain-containing protein 3-like
Exons: 9
Coding region: 111-3254 (1047 amino acids)
Molecular function (GO): protein binding
Source: RefSeq, a predicted model, not a curated record